Molecule: messenger RNA, 1490 nt
Organism: Erythranthe guttata (spotted monkey flower)
Lineage: Eukaryota; Viridiplantae; Streptophyta; Magnoliopsida; Lamiales; Phrymaceae
Product: Tetratricopeptide repeat (TPR)-like superfamily protein
Cellular component (GO): mitochondrion
Molecular function (GO): protein binding
Source: RefSeq, a predicted model, not a curated record
UGUCAGUUUUACAAUACGAACUGAGAGUCAGAAAUCCAGCUACAAUGGCCGCCCGCUCCUUCUUCUUCACUCUCACUCGGAAUGCACGAAAGGGCAAUAAAACUCCGUUCAGAUCCAUUUCUUCAAGCAACGAAGCUGUUAGACAAGAUCAAAUCGCAAUAACACAUGAAGGAAUCGCGGAUGAUUUUGCAGAAGAUGAAAACGAUGAUUUGAAGAGCAGAAUAUUCCGGCUCAGGCUCCCGAAGAGAAGUGUGAGUAAUGUUUUACAGAAAUGGGUCAACGAAGGCCACCAAAUUACCGUUUCUGACCUCCGCAGCAUCUCCAAAGACCUCCGCAGAUCCCAUCGCUACAAGCACGCCCUUGAGAUAUCAGAAUGGAUGAUUAGUCACGAAGAGUACAAACUAUCCGACUCCGACUACGCAGUCCGAAUCAACUUGAUGACCCAAGUUUUCGGAAUCGAUGCUGCCGAACGCUACUUCGAAUCUCUCCCAUCUUCCGAAAAAACGAGUGAAACAUAUACCGCUCUCCUCCACUCAUACGCCGCUCUAAAGCACAUUGAUAAAGCAGAGGAACUCUACGAGAGAAUCCAAAAGGCCAAUCUUUCUCUAACCGCCAUCACUUACAACGAGCUAAUGACAUUGUACAUAUCCGUCGGACAGCUGGAAAAAGUACCCUCAGUAAUCGAAGAAAUGAAACGGCAAAACGUGAAACGGGAUCUCUUCACGUACAAUCUGUGGGUGAGUUCCUGCGCUGCAUCUCUAAAUAUAGACGAGGCAAUGAGAGUUCUUGAUGAGAUGAGCCUCGAUUUAGGGUGUGAUGAGAGUUGGAUUAGAUAUUCGAAACUUGCUAGAAUAUAUAUCUGCGGUAAUCAGAUGGUGAAUUCGGAUAACGGGUGUUUGGUGGAGAGCGAGAAAGGUUCUGUUACACAGAGAGAGUUGAUAUCGUACGACUUUCUUGUUGUGCUGUACGGGGGUUUGGGGGACAAGGAGAAGCUUGACCAGAUAUGGAAGUCGUUGAGGAUGACUAGGCAGAAGAUGAUUGGACGGAACUAUGUAUGCGUGAUUUCUUCGUAUUUAAUAAACGGGUGUUUGAAAGAGGUUGGAGAAAUAAUCGAGCAAUGGAAGCAAUCUGCUACUUCGGAGUUUGAUGAAUCGUUGUGUAAGAAACUUGUGGAUGCGUUUGAGGAAGUUGGGAUGAAGGAUGAGGCGGUUAGUUUCGGUAUGGUAUUAAGUGAGAAGGGGUGUGAUUUUGUCGGAUAAUUUAUAUGAAGGUGGUGGCGUUGGUGUUUCUCUGGGUGUUUGUACUGUGUUACUGCUCAAUUUUGGGGGCAGAUUUUGGAUUUACAAAAGUGGAGGGAGUAACGAAUAAUAUAGUAUUCUUCUCUUAAUGAUAUCAUCAAUUUUUUGUGAGAUCUGGCAUGAUUUCAUUACUUAUAUCAACCUAUUGUAGCACGAAAACUUCAACUUCAUAAUUGUUCGGCGAUUCAGAUA